Molecule: messenger RNA, 615 nt
Organism: Danaus chrysippus (African queen)
Lineage: Eukaryota; Metazoa; Arthropoda; Insecta; Lepidoptera; Nymphalidae
Source: the annotation of a GenBank genome assembly
AUGAAUAAGAUCGUGGUAUUCGGCUCUACCGGCAUGACCGGCCGCAGCGUCGUGGAGGCGGCUUUGAAACAAGGUUUACAAGUACGUGCCUUUGUUCGUGAUCCUUCCAAGUUGCCGGAGGAGUUAAAGUCUCAAGUGGAAGUCUUCAAAGGAGAUGUUUUAGAACCGGAUUCCGUUGUUAACGCUGUUGAAGGCAUGGAUGGUGUGGUCAUAGCGCUCGGCACAAACGGAAAUCUGGAUCCAACAUCUGAUUUAUCUGAGGGAACAAAGAUCAUUAUUGAUGCUAUGAGAAUGAAGCAUGUGAAGAAUGUCUCAGCAUGUGUGUCGGCUUUCCUGUUCUACGAGCCGGAGAAAGUACCACCGAGGUUUCACGCUAUUACCAAGGAUCACAGGAGAAUGUAUGAAGCUUUGAAGGACAGCGGAUUGAACUGGGUUACUGUAUUCCCGCCACAUAUAUCUGAUGAUCCAAGCCGAGAUAUAAUCGUAGAAAUCAAUCCAGAGAAGUCACCAGGUCGUUGCAUUUCAAAGUACGACCUCGGCAAGCUGUUAGUGGACGCUUUGUCACAGGAGAAAUACUACAAAAGUAUACUCGGCGUGUGCAACGUACCUCAGUGA